AUGGCGUCACCAAACAUGGAAACAAUCGAAAGCACCUGCCCUUCAAAUGUCGAAACUAUAUCCGCAUCGCUCCGGUCUUAUCGCGGACACUUAUCACGCACGAUUAACUCCUCUGCCAAAGCCACAUCGGACUUUAUGGACUCGCAGGACAGUGUCUCGCUAACGGAGAAAAAGGACGACAUACGAAGAUACUUUAAGAAAAUCGAAAACCUCACCGUCGCCAUACAAGAAAUCGAUCCAACCAACGCCCCGAAAUACGACGCGGAUCUCAUUAAAGACAGCGACAGAAGCGACGCGGCAAUCCAU
Molecule: messenger RNA, 306 nt
Organism: Paramuricea clavata
Lineage: Eukaryota; Metazoa; Cnidaria; Anthozoa; Malacalcyonacea; Plexauridae
Source: the annotation of a GenBank genome assembly